UAUAAACUUGGCAGCUGCUCAUGCACUUACAACUGUCAUAACUAUGGCAAUUGUUGCCCCGAUUACAACAGCCAUUGCUCAAUAGCUACAACUGAAGAGACAGCUACAACAGCUCCCUCCUGCAGGUAUAACUGUGGAUACCACCCUGGCAGCUGCUCAUGCACCUACUACUGUCAUUAUUAUGGCAACUGUUGCCCUGACUAUGACAACUACUGCUCAUCCACAGUUGAACCUACAGUAACCUUGGAGGAAACAACAGAAGCAAAAACAACAGCAGGUCCCUCCUGCAUGUAUAACUGUGGAUACCAUUUAGGCAGCUGCUCAUGCAACUACGACUGUCAGUACUAUGGCAACUGUUGCUCUGACUUUCACUGGUAUUGCCCAUCAUACACAACAACAGAUCCUCACCCACAGUGUGGAGGCCACCUGUAUGGUUCUGGACUGUUUUCCAGUCCAAAUUACCCCAACUAUUACCAUGACAAUGCCUACUGUGUGUGGUAUCUCUCUGCUCAGCAAGGACAGAGGAUCUUCCUGACAUUUGCUGAUGUGCAAUUGGAGCGCUGCUGUAACUGUGACUACAUCACAGUAUAUGACGGCUCUUCCACUGGUCAUUCACAGCUGGGAAAGGUCUGCUUCAAUGACACCACACACCAGGUGUUUCACUCUUCUUCACGAUACUUGACUGUUGUCUUCAGGAGCGACUACUCUGGUGUCAGCCAUGGUUUUAAGGCCCUUUUCACAAGCUCUCUGACUGAAGAUCAAGGUCGAGUGGAUUGUUCCUCUGACAACAUGGUCAUUGUCAUUCAGAGGUCUUACCUGAACUCACUCGGACUGAGUGAAAAUGACCUUUAUGUGGACGACCAUCAUUGCAGACCCACUGUUAGCAGUACUGAAGUUAUGUUCAGAUUCCCUCUCGACAUAUGUGGGACCUCCAAAGAGAUGAUGAAUGGUUAUGUGUCCUACACCAACAAUGUGCGGGCUUCUCAGUCUCAGUCAGGUGAAAUCACUCGUCAGUCACAGUUCCUGUUACACGUGGGCUGCCGAAUGGAGCCAGACACCUUGGUGCAGAUAUUCUACAUGGCCAAGGAGAUCGUCAAUGCCAACAUCACAGGAACCGGACGCUUCAAUGCCAGCAUAGCCUUCUACACUUCCAGCAGUUUCUACCAGAAAAUUUAUGACUCUCCAUAUGAAGUGAACUUGAAUCAGCUUCUGUAUGUUCAGGUCGAGCUAAAUAGGCCUGACAACAGUCUGGAUCUCUUCCUGGACACCUGUGUAGCGUCUCCAAAUCCUAAUGACUUCAAAGAUCGCUCCUAUGACCUGCUGCGUAACGGAUGUAGCAGAGACAACACAUAUUAUUCCUACACCAGCGGUGAACACUACUAUGCUCAGUUCAGUUUCCGAGCUUUCAAGUUCCUCCGGACUCACGCCUAUGUGUACCUGCAGUGUAAGGUGAUCAUCUGCCCCGGUAACGAUUACAACUCACGUUGCCGGCAAGGUUGCCACUUCCGUCGCAAGAGAUCCCUUGACAGCACCUACCACACCAAUACUGUGACGCUGGGGCCAAUCAAACUCAAAGGACAAAGGCAUGGUAUGAAGGAUUCAGAGACGUCAAAGGAAUGAACUGGAAUGGAUGGCAUGAAGUGAUCAUCUACUUGAUCAUCACCUAAAUCAUUACUAUUAAUCAAUGUUCAUUAACCACCCGGCAAAUUAUUUGAAAAACAAAUUGUAUUUCUGCAAUUCAAUAAAGCAUUUCUAAACAGCA
Messenger RNA from Cyprinus carpio (common carp), 1762 nucleotides. RefSeq names its product CUB and zona pellucida-like domain-containing protein 1. The record is from RefSeq and is a predicted model, not a curated record. Gene Ontology annotation, cellular component: cell surface. NCBI's taxonomy places the organism in Eukaryota, Metazoa, Chordata, Actinopteri, Cypriniformes, Cyprinidae.